This is a messenger RNA of Aspergillus luchuensis, 1467 nucleotides long. RefSeq lists its product as uncharacterized. Gene Ontology annotation, molecular function: GTPase activator activity. Bases 1 to 1467 code for a protein of 488 amino acids. Gene Ontology annotation, biological process: intracellular transport. The record is from RefSeq and is a predicted model, not a curated record. NCBI's taxonomy places the organism in Eukaryota, Fungi, Ascomycota, Eurotiomycetes, Eurotiales, Aspergillaceae. Gene Ontology annotation, cellular component: nuclear pore; cytoplasm. The transcript has 6 exons.
AUGGCUGCGGAUCCUCAGCGGAAUGGUGGGGUGGAAGUAGACGAGACGAAGAGGGACGUGCUGGAGCGUCAAGCUGCAGACGACUCGCAAGCAUCCGACAACGACGGCGGUGAGCGCCCCGUCCGCCACAAAUUAAAAGAAACCUCGAUCACCUCGGCACCCAAGACUUCGACGGACGGCGACGCCAACAUGACCGGCAAUACGCAGGAAGGAAGCUCCAGCAGGGCCAGCAGCAGGGGCAGGAAGCGAUCAUUCGAUGAGGAUGAGCCGGAGAAGAACGAAGACGAUGCAGGCCACCGUCGCAAGCGGUCGCGCGACUCGAACUCCGAGGAGGAGAAUGCAAAUGCCGAUGUCGAUGUGGAAGUCCCGCAGCCACAGAAGGGAGACGAAGUGACACGGGAUAUUGCGGUUCCGAAGAAGAAGAGAAGCAGGGAUCAGUUGGAUAAGGAUGAAUCGACAGUCGGUGCUUCGGGCGAGAAAGCGGAGCAGAAUGCUGCGGAGGAGGCCUCCACGGAAAAGUCUGAAGUCGAAGGACAGCCCGAGAAGAAGAGACAUACGGAUGAUGCGCGAGAGAAGGAAUCGGCUCCUAUUACCAGUGCGUUUGCGAAUACAUCGUCGGUUUCGCCAUUUGGGGCAAUCGGUGCGAAGGCCAAGGAAGAAGCAAAACCCGCUGCCGCCACAUCAUCAACUGCCUUUGCUGCGUCAAGUCUGGCCGCGUUCGCCAGCUCGGAACAAUCGCCCUUUGGCUCCCUCGGAAGCUCCACACCCUCUGUCUUCAAGUCGCCGGCAUCGGCGGACUCUCCUCAGCCGGCUGCUACUGGAUUUGCUUCUGCAGCCGGCACAUCGGGAUUCGCUGCGCUGGGGUCCGGUUUCUCUGGGUUCAGCGGUGGCUUUGCGGCAGCCAAGCCCGCCGGUGGACUUACGAGCUUUGCCUCCCCUAGUGCUCCCAGUGUUCUGAGCGGCUCCAAGACGUCUGCUUUCGGAGCACCCGAAGACGAGGAAGAAAAGGAGGAAGAUGAAGAACAAGCCGGUGACAGCGGCCCGGGGGAGUUCGAGCAAGACAAGACGGACGAGAGAUUUUUCGAACGUCCGAUCGAGACGGGCGAGGAGAACGAGAAGACAUACUUCUCAUGUAAAGCCAAGCUUUUCCACUUCACGAACAAAGAGUGGAGAGAGCGUGGCAUUGGGACCUUCAAGGUCAACGUCCGUGUCACGGACGGAGUAGAGGACAAGAAGGCAGCUCGCAUGAUCAUGCGUGCAGACGGUGUGCUGCGCGUGAUGCUGAAUACGCCCAUCUUCAAGGGAAUGACAGUUGGUGAUGGACAGGGCAAGGAGCCCAAGUCGAAGCAGAUCAACCUAGCCAGUUUGGAAAGUGGCCGCUCUGUUCCGAUCUUGCUCAGAACCGGAAGCGAAGACCUCGCCAAAGAAUUAUACCGCGUUGUUCGCGACCUCCAGGAAUACCAGUGA